Molecule: messenger RNA, 1923 nt
Organism: Hippocampus zosterae (dwarf seahorse)
Lineage: Eukaryota; Metazoa; Chordata; Actinopteri; Syngnathiformes; Syngnathidae
Exons: 4
Coding region: 267-1262 (331 amino acids)
Source: RefSeq, a predicted model, not a curated record
UAGACAUCUGUCAAAAGGAAAUUCCUUCACCCAAAAUACAAAACUGCGUUAAAAAUUCGACUAUGAUAUUACAUUAACGAUCGUGUAUGGCUUCCGGGUUCACGAACCCGGAAGAGCCAUACGGAAGCCCGCAGGAGCGCAAACUCAAGAAAUUCGCGCUCGAUAGUACGGAGUAACUCUGUCUGCGCCGCUAUUUACUCUCACUGGAUCCAAAACGGUGACAUGCGACCGUCCAGGAACUCUUUGCGGCGGCCCGUGACGCCAACAUGGUCCCGAACAUCUCCCUGGACCCGGUCCUCAACUCCUUCCUGUCUCUGGACUCGUCGGCCGCGCUGCAGCACCAGUACUCUUCGCUGCAGAGGAGCCUAAGCGAGGAGCAGCGGGCGGCGUUGGGCCUCCAUCUUAACCGAGAGCUGGGAGGCGCCAGGGUCACGCACGGCGGCGUCGGUGUGGUCGCACUGGCUUUGUCAUUGCUGUUGGACCACGUUGCCCAACAGGUGAGGGGCAACAUUUCAGGACAUCCUGGCCAAUGGCCUCUGACAAAACCGCCCAAAAAGAUUUUUGGCCUCGCAAUCUCUUCGCGAAUCGGCCGUAUUGCGCACAACUACCUGCGCUCGAUCCCGGGCCUGGCCAACGACCAGGACACGAUGGCCGAGACCACGGAGAUCUACGAUACCUGGAUGAAACUGGAAAUGCUGGACCAUUACCAGAGGAUGACCAAGAAGAAGAGGAUGAGUUCAGUGUCCAUGCAGCAGUGGUUGACUGGAGCCGCACUUCAUCUCCAUAUGAGGAUACACCAGGUUCGUCUUCAUUCUGUGCCAAUUGGGUCGGUGGAGUCUCUUCGGUUGUCCUACAAGACGGCGUUAAACCGCCUGGUGCAAGGUUACACCAUCUACCUCCACAGGAACAUUUGGGAGAGUGCAGCAUCUGCACCGCGGCGUGGCAGUAACGGUACCCGCUCCAGUGGGUGGCCCUUUAACGUCAGCCAAGCAGAGACGUUCAACGAGACGAGCCACGGCGGAGCUUGUAGAACCGAUGAAGUGGCUUCCAAAAAGGGGCUCUUGGUCAUUGAGCCGGGCAGAAAUGUCAGUCACAACGUGCUGCAUCACCCCUGCGAAUCUCCGGCCAUCCAGCGAGCUUUGGUGAUGCGCAUCAUAAACGCACAAGACCUGGAGCACAGCAGAAGCUUUUUCUUGCACUCCAAAAAAGUCUUCCAGCAACUGCUCGCACAGGAGGAUGCUUUUGAGCUCAGUCCAAUCUAGAUGGGUUUGGAACUUUUUUUUUUUAAAUAUGUAAUGUUUGGAAGGUUGGCCACAGAGCCCAAUCACAAAAUAUUUUUUUUGUGUCCAUCGUACAGUUAAUUCAACUUACAUAGCGCCCUUUUUGUAGCAUUAUAUAAUAAGAUAAAAGAGGCAAAGAUCGGCAACAAAGCAAUAGUCCUUUAAUAACAACGGCACAUAACUGUUCAAAAAAGGUUCAUCACAAUUAUAUCGAGUAAUAACUAAAUAUUGUACAACGCAAGUGUCAUAUGCAACAACAACAAAAAGAAUCACUGCCCACUUACAUUUUUGUGUGCUAUACAAGUUACCGGUAAGUCAAUCCUUUAUUACACACAAAUAUACAUUUAAGCCGAAUGUAAACGUUCAUCAAACUCUGCAUGAUGUUACUGUGGCUUACAAUAAUACGAAAUAUACAUUUUAGGAAUAAAACUCGUUUUAGAUGAACAUUUGGGUCUGCUGCUCUACUGUAUUUUUGUUCCGUUUGCUGUAUCUUCGCUGAGACUGAUGUUUUUUUAAAUCGCAUAUGAAUUUGAAAUGUUACACUGUCCAACGUGCUUAUUAAUAUUGAGAAAAUUGAAUAACAGGAACAAUGAAUCCCUUUUUUUAUCAGCGUUUAUCUGUGACGUGUGUUGUUUUGAAGAUG